This is a messenger RNA of Phanerochaete carnosa HHB-10118-sp, 1713 nucleotides long. RefSeq lists its product as uncharacterized. The coding region runs from base 265 to 1290 and encodes 341 amino acids. The transcript has 7 exons. Gene Ontology annotation, cellular component: centrosome; cytosol; nucleoplasm. The record is from RefSeq and is a predicted model, not a curated record. Lineage: Eukaryota; Fungi; Basidiomycota; Agaricomycetes; Polyporales; Phanerochaetaceae.
AAGCUCGACAUCCCUGGAGACUUUAACCACUAUGAGAAGAUAGACGACGCGGAGCUGAUUGCGCGCCUCGAGACAUGGAGACAAAAAGCCUGCACAGUCCUCGCGGAUCUGCAUGAGAGACUCCGGGAGAGAGACAACUUGACGUUUAGCGAGAAGGUAGAGGUUGUCUCAAAGGUUUCCCAAUUCGAUGGUGAAGGCGCAUGGGCUCUGAGUACGUCGCGUGACUUGGCGCAAGAGAUUCUCGAGCCGUAUACGGAUGGCGACAUGCAACUAAUCGAGGCUGUCCUGACACAGCGUGUGAAGGCCGUGUUCAAGCUGAACACUCAUCCUAAGGUGAGCGCGGCCACUGGUCGCUCACUAAGCCGCCCGGUGGGAGGGGAGGGUGGUGCCCAGGAUUACUACGAAGGCCAGCUCUGGAAGCGCUAUCCUGGACUCAUCAACGUAUUAGAUUGGUGUGUCAAACAUUUAAAGCCUGCCGCACUCGAGAAACUUUGGCAUCUCGUCGUCCCCCCAGUGAUGACGCUCCUUGAUGACUACGAGUUUAAAUAUAAACUACUCAGCCUUCCGAUCGUUGAUCACCUCCUAGAUAGCGCACCGGGCGAGCUCCUGCGCCGAACUGGCAUCAAUGAGCUCCUCAUCACUAGUUUCAAAACCGCUCUUACGUUCCUCCGUGCUCCAGAGACCCCGCAACUUAUCCGCAGCGUCAUUUUCACGUGGCUCAAGCUCACAGAGCGGUCAACUUCACCCGCGACUGCCAACCGAUUUGAACAGCUGUGGGCCUUACUCGGGGAAGGGAUCAUUGAGACGGUCUGGUUAUACGGAUUUAACGAUGCAGAUACCAUCCAGGCUUCCGUUGAAGCCCUUCCCGAUGUCGUACGAGCCCUCGGCAUCGGUGCUGCACGCUAUCUCAAGGCACUCAUAUCGCAGCUAGUCCUCGCCCUAAUCCCUGCUCCUGAGAAUUCUGCGCCAAUCGCGUUUCAAAUCUCGUCAGUCCGGGCCCUUGACGUACUUGUUGCAGAAUGCGCCCCUCGCAUGCACAAGUGGAAAGGGACCAUUCUCGAUGGAGUCUGCCGGUGCUGGGCGAGCCUCGUCGAGUCUGGAGCUGAUAAUACCGAUGUUCGAGAGCUGAAAAUGGCUUUGCGAGAAACGUGCGGGACCCUUGCGGCGGCUUGUCCUUCCGUAGCUACGAGUUUAGAUGCUCUUCUGCAGGAAGAAUUCCGACGUCUUCUUGAGAUGGACGAGCAAAUUUUCAAGGCCCUGGUCGCGCCUUCCAGCUCGGAGAGCCGAUGAUCCCUCCGCGCCACCGCUCAGGGUCUCAUACUUUUGGAGCAUAGCAUGAAGUUCUAACGCACCGUAUGAUGAAGUUGUGCGUGCACCGACUAUAUGCGCCCGUCGCGCCGUUGGAUUCACCGAUGGACUUUUUCUCUUUCUUCACUGCUCGGGACAAAUCGGGGUCGGGCCUGGCAGGGCGGCGCUUGAUUAUCGCGACUGGCAAAUUGAUCGGAAUGAGUCUUUCUAAUAGUCUUUCCAUGAUCCCGGAUCAGCGCACCGAUCACAAUCCUGAUCUUACACUGCCGCGCUGCGGCGGCGUGCUCUUUGUCUCUGAGCGCGAGCGAUGCCUCGCAGUGCCUCACGCGUUCAGGAUGCUUUUGGGACAAGCAGAGACAUAAGGUUACCCUGACAUCCCCACUACGAGGCGCACAAAACCGUCUC